Amoebophrya sp. A120 is the source of this 4447-nucleotide messenger RNA. The record is from the annotation of a GenBank genome assembly. Lineage: Eukaryota; Dinophyceae; Syndiniales; Amoebophryaceae.
CAAACCGAGGCGUUGUCUUCGCUUUGAAAGUUUAAACCCUAGCACUAGGAUACGUACGUCCGUAACUUCUCCCCCCGUUGAUGUCGCGCUUAGUUUCUCGCGUUGUUCAUAUGAGUACUGUCCGUCGGGCACUGACAUUUUUAGCUGUAGUAUCAGUAUCUAGGUUCCCCCUUCAUUCAAGUUUUCUUUGCUAAGUCUUAGACUUUCGACGGACCUCUUGCUGCAUAGUUUUGGCGCGUAUGUGUAGUACCCAUUAAUGCAAAGUUUAGCUUUAGGGAAGAUAGGGAAUACAGGCGCGCAAAAAAGUACCGUUGAACAGUGCAGCUACGAACGUUUGUGUGCAAGAGCUGCGUCGAAUCUUUGUGUUGCCUUUAGUUUAACGUAGGACCUAACAAAGCGACUAGAAAAGUUAGGUGUAGUAGUGUUUCAGUAGCACAAAUAAAAAACAACCACGCCAAAGCUCCGCCUUAUCAUGUUGUGCCUGUUCGAGUUCGUUUGAUUAUGUUGCUGCAUUGAUUCCCCAAGACUCUGACUCAAUGAAUAAUUAGCUUGUGGAAGAAACCCGAAAAAAGUAAAACACCUGGCGCUGCAAGGAUAGCAAUAGAGCUAUUUCCAUUCUCGUCAAGAAUCUUUCAAACAAAAACAACUCAACCGAUAGAAGAAAAAAAGCGAGAAAAGAGGGAGAGACUUCUUCUAGAAAAAACCUUUCAAGUUGAAAAGACUAAGAAAUUCGUGUUAAAGAAACUCUUUGUUGUCCACUACGUACCGCAGGAAGCAAAAAGAUAGAUUCGAACAGCCUUGACGAACACCUUUCACGACACGACCGGACUCAUUGUUCAAGGUUUCCUGCUUGGCUUCAAACCCACGUCGAUACUAUUUCGAAGAAGUUUUUUCAUUGGAUUCCGACACGACAUACCGGCGCAGCAGCAGGUACGUCCGCGGUAACUGAAAAGCAUCAAAUAGUGCGAGCUCGGAUUUGAGGUUGAAGACUACUUCUUGCUGUGAAAGCAAAGCAGGGAGAAAGGAAGAGCCACCUGUGGACCGUCGAAAGCAGGCAGAAGCUAGUUGGGAUAAUUGGGCUGCAAGUAGUAGUUCACGAGAAGUUUUUAGAAACCACCACCGUCCGCACAAGAUGUACGUCGCAGGAACGCCAGAAUGGAAGCUGCCUUCCAUCUCGGUGGAACAGCUGAAGAGUCAGGCCCCGCAGCAGGUCUCGGCCGCCCAAAUCAAGCUGAACUACGGGCUCGUCUACUUCACCUCAUCGCUCGGAUUCUACGCACUCUGGGCCAGUUUCCACGACAUUGGGCUCUCAACCCUGUUGACCUUCUCCGUGCUGAUUCAGGUACAGAAUCUGUGUUGGAGGUGAUGCAUCUGGUGUGUGAUCAUGAUGAAAUGAUCACUAUGAUGAUUGGCGAACCAUCAUGGUGCUGAUAGAUUGCACCAGCAUCCUACGAGGGAAAAAAUCAUAGAGAGAUGCAUUCAUGAUUAUUUCGCUGCGCGUAAAAAUCAUCAAAACAGAGUCUUGCCCUGGUGUGCCUCUUGACGGCAAUACUAACGAGGAGAUCCGUUGUUGGGAUAAGUGCGCUCUCCAUCGGAAUGCAGGCACUCAGCUUUUUCCUCCGACUCGGGUCCACGUGCUGGCUGCGGGGUACAAACUAUUUUCAAGCUUUAUGCUUGUUGUGCAUGUUUGACGUCCCGAUACCAUGCGGUUCUGAUAAAUAUCUAGUACGGAAAUUUUUUUGGCGGGUCAAAGGGUGUGCAAAUACUGAAUCCAACCUCAGGUUACAUUCCAGUGGACAGCACGGGGGAUUGCCUCUACCAGCUUGCGGAUGUUUUUGCCUUCUCUGUCUGCUGCCUCAUUGUCUACCUCUGCACGCACAAAUUCAAGAGCACCUAUGACGUAUAGAUUGACAAAUGUUCUUGGUGUUUAUGGUUUUGUUCGACCUGCCCAACACUUUCGAGAGUAUCUUUCAGUAUGUCAUGCGAACGAGCAUGCCGUUGCCGUCCGACAAUAAUCAUGCCGCGUAGUUAGCGUCUGCGUCGUGGGCCGUACUGGCUUUAGUUCUAUGAUUUGCCACCAUGAUGAUAAGUAAUCGCUGAAAAACGUGAACCACUUCUGGUACUACGACCCGUAAUUUUUGUGAAAACGACCUCAAACAGGAAAGCUGCGACCAAUUUCCAGUGUACCCAACAGUGAUCGGCUGCCUUAUCGCUGCUGCCCUCGUCCACCCAGACCUGAACAACCGACCAUUCUUCGAUGGACUUUGGUAUCAACAAACUGAUUUGAUAUUUUUUUAUUCAAAGCUAAGCUGUGUAAGCAGCAACAUCCGGUCACAAGCCUCUGCAGGAGGAGCGUGACUUCUACCAUUACUGUCUUCUUUUAGGAACACCGCGAAGUGAGAAUCACAAAUGAAAAAGCGCUCAUGAUAUUCAAAAAAACAAAUCUUCAACCCACAGGGCCUCCUCCUUGUACGUGGACGUUAUGAGCACGAUGCCGCAGCUGUACAUGAUCCACAAGCAGGAAGGGAAAGUCGACGCUUUGUCAGCACACUACGUCUUCCUGGUUGCAGUGUCAAGAGCAAUGGACACGGUGUUUUGGUAUAGGACUCUGAACGAUAAAUUAUUUUUUUUCCCGAUCCGGAUCCACAUGAUUACCUUCCGUGCUGCUAGUGCGAAGAAACAACAGUGUGUGAUAGAUUUAGAUAGCGGUUGUGUGCAUUCGAUGACUACACAAUGAUAUAAUAAUUUUAUGCCCUAGCGCUGAAGUUGUUUAGUAGGCCGUGAGCUUGACGCUUGAUUUUCAUCAUCUUGCUUAGGUACUUCGGUUUCGAAGAGCUCGCUCCGGAGAACGGCGGUUUCAACAUCAGUGGGUGCACCGUGCUCGGCGCAAAUCUUCUCCACAUGGCCCUGAUUUCCGACUUCGUCUACUCCUACGUAAAAAACGUGUUGGCGGGAAAGGUGAUGCACCGCCAAUUCGAUUUCGCCAGCAACGAAAAAGUGGUCUUGGACGUCGUCUAAGUAGUUGAUCGUCGUCUACGCGAAUUUCUGUACCGUUAGCUGCUGGUCGGUGCACAAAAUUAAUCUCGAGAUGAACAUGAUAAACACAACUACACAUGUACCAAGCAAGAUGAAGCGGCCGUUGCAGUUCGUCUUGCUGCAAUGAAGCGAAAAUUCGAAGUUAGUGCCAUAUCCUAAUCCUGAAGCCACACUUGUACGAUUUCUGUCGUGUCGCGUAGUUCGGACGAGUUUCGAUAGCAACGAAAAAACGCAUUUGUAAAACGCGUUGUGUAACCUUGACCACAUCAUGAAAUUAAAACUUGAAUAGCGAAAACCUCAUGUAGAUGCAAGACCAAAAUAAAACAAAAACUAACUAACGAGAGGAGAAUGCGUUUACUACACCAAAGAUGAAGUUGCAGCACUGAGUUUACAGCCCUCUUGAAUUUUUUCGCUCGCAAGGCAACUACUAUUUCGAAAAUAUCUCGUUGGAGCUUUUCUUUUCUCGCACGGUGUAUUCGCAUUUUUGCUUUGCGAACGAGAUUUAACUGUUGCGAAGGGGGAGCUUCGUUUUCGAAAGUGUUUUAUGACGAUUGAAACCUGUACCAAAUUUUCUGUAGGUCUGUAGCUUUUACACAUUUCACUAUCCGUACACUGUGUUGAUAACAAACUCGCUGUCUGUAACAACGAAAUUAGCUUUCCAAGAUUUCAACUUUCUUUGUACCUAGUACCAUUUGCGAGCAAUUUCCUCGACUGCGCCUUCUAACUCUCUUUGAAAAUAAGUCUAUGUAAAUUUGUAGCAGAAACUAGUUGUCAUUUCCAAUUCACUUUGUCUAAUUUCACUUUGUUGAAUCAUAGGCCGCUAUGAUUCUUCAUCGCUUCUCAAACUUUCUACCUUUCAAGAAUUCAGGAACCUUGCACAAAAUAAGUCACACUAUUUGCGAAGCGUGUGACUUGUUCAGGUCACUCGUCAGAGGAGAAAAAUUCCCUUGUAAAGAAGCCUUCUAGAAGGCUUCGUAACAAAUGAACCGAGGAAGCGGAUGAUGUGUCAACAGACUUCUCCGUCUUGUUUUCGCACAAAAAAUUUGCGCACCACUAGCAUUUAAUGUAUGUACACAUCCACAACUACGCUGACACGACAACCCCUGCUGGCGCAGCUCUAAUAUUAUUGAAAUAUAUUGAAGAUGAAACUUCUAUCUUGUAUUUGACGAUUUUGCGCAACUCAAGCUCGUUUGUAUCUGUCGCAAAAAUCAUCUGAGGAUUGUCUUCUACCUUUACGAUGUAACCUUCUACUUCUUGUACAGCAGCUGACAAGCUUUGUAAUUGUUUGAUGUAAGCACUUAAACUCAACACCUAAAAGGAUUCGGGCGGCGAGCUUGCUACAACGACCUGUGGGCGUGUUCUCUAGGCUGUCACUCUUUUCGUACGUAACGAUUUAAUAUGCCGGCGCAUG